Kalmanozyma brasiliensis GHG001 is the source of this 1878-nucleotide messenger RNA. RefSeq names its product Asparagine-linked glycosylation protein 1-like protein. The transcript has a single exon. The coding region runs from base 1 to 1878 and encodes 625 amino acids. Gene Ontology annotation, cellular component: endoplasmic reticulum. The record is from RefSeq and is a predicted model, not a curated record. Lineage: Eukaryota; Fungi; Basidiomycota; Ustilaginomycetes; Ustilaginales. Gene Ontology annotation, molecular function: mannosyltransferase activity.
AUGUGCUUUCACGUCGAAUCGCUCGCCAAUGAUGGCUGGAAGGUCGCUAUCGUUGGCUACCCCGGUUCGUCCCUCCCAGCCCCAUUGCAACGCUCCUCCGUCAAGCAGCAUCACCUUCGCAGCCCACCCUCGUGGAUAUCCCGAUUGCCAAGGAAGGCCUUCGUCGCGGUGGCACCGUUCAAGCUCAUCCUACAGGCCAUAUCGUUGUUCUGGGAGCUGACGACGCAGGUACAUCCGCCACCGGAAGUUGUCCUGGUCCAAACACCGCCUGCUUUGCCGACGCUGCUGGUGGUGAAAGCGGCUGCGGCGCUGGUGAAAGCGAGAGUCGUGAUCGAUUGGCACAACCUCGCGUACACGAUCCUAGCGCUACGACUGGGGGCGAAGAGCAGGCUGGUGCGCCUAGCAGAAAGACUGGAGCGAUGGAGUGGGAGGGACGCGUACGCCCACCUCUUCGUGACCGAGGCGAUGAAGAAUCAUCUUUCGCUCAGUUGGGGGUUGCGGGGAGAGAAGAGGGUGUUGCACGACCGACCGCCGGGGCAUUUUAGACGAGCGACGGUGGACGAGACGCACAAGCUGUGGUGCAAGCUCCUGCCGGAUAUGCAACCGAGGAUAGGCGACGACUGGUUGCCGGAGCACGCACUGCCCGAGACAACACCUUUUACGCAACGCACAGCUGAGUGUGUGCGGUGGAGGGAGGACAGAACGGCCCUGGUGGUGAGCAGUACCUCCUGGACGGCCGACGAGGACUUUGGUCUCCUACUCCGUGCAGCACGUCUGUACGAGUUUCGCGCUCGCGCCCUUGCCGAAGGCGGACACUCACGAAGCAGUACCAACGACAAUCUCUCGCCCAUCUCCCCGCUCGAAUCGGACCCGAUACGACUGUCCAAAGAACGCCGCCGACCGUCCUUCGGCACCCUCCGCACGACCACUCUUCCGCACACCCCAGCGACGUCGCUACCGAAAGUGCUGAUCGUCGUCACUGGAAAGGGUGAGUUGAAAGCGCAAUACCUCCGCGAAAUCGCCACGUUGGAGCGCAACGAAGCAUGGCGUUUCGUCCGUAUCCGAACUGCGUGGCUCGAAACCGCCGACUAUCCCUUGCUCCUUGGAAGUGCCGACUUGGGCGUGUCGCUGCAUACGAGCAGUAGCGGCUUGGAUCUGCCCAUGAAGGUGGUGGAUAUGCUUGGGUGUGCUCUGCCGGUGUGUGCGCUCGACUUUGCGUGUCUCGACGAGCUCGUUCGGGAUGGCUACAACGGUGGCGUGUUCCGGGAUGAGGGAGGAUUGAUGCGAUUGUGGGAGAGUCUGCUUUCCACGCAUCCGGGCGAGAACUGGUUGGUCCGAGGAGGAGGGUUGGAGAGACCGUUCGAUGCGCAUGGGCAGAGUGGGGCAGGCACACCCAUGUCACCCAAUCCAAGCAUGACACUGCUCCACAGUCCGGGAUUGCACAAGGGCGAGAGAAGGGGGAGGGCGACCUGGGCGGGAAAUUGGAAGCACGUCAUGCGACCUAUACUCAAUCCGAAGACGCACGCGGACGGCGAGGAGGAGACGGCUGUCGAUGCCCAUCUUUCGCGCAGCUCAGCGUUGAACCUCAACACCAGUCUGGGAGGGAUCCUUCAACGACGCGCCAAAGGGUACACGCAGACAGCCGACGAUGACGGUAGCGGCGAAGUUGGGCAGGAAGGCGUAGACGGAGCCAAGGGCAAGGGCGGAUUCGGCUUCGUCUCCCAACCAGCGCUGACGACGGGCGGCGAGACGAGAGACGGCCUGCGCCAACGCAAGUCGGUCAGCAAGCCCAAUUCUUCGCUCCUCGAUCUCGACGACGAGGAAGGCAAAGAGGACGCCAUUCCCGCGAUUCAGGUGUCGCGACCUGCACCAUCCUAG